Caenorhabditis elegans is the source of this 493-nucleotide messenger RNA. RefSeq lists its product as uncharacterized. Lineage: Eukaryota; Metazoa; Nematoda; Chromadorea; Rhabditida; Rhabditidae. The coding region runs from base 92 to 367 and encodes 91 amino acids. The transcript is spliced from 2 exons. The record is from RefSeq and is marked reviewed.
AAAUGAGACAUGUGUGUACCUAUAUAAAUACGAAAUCGAGGUUUGUGAAAAAUUUCAAAUUUUCCGAGAAAAAGUUUUUUCCCAAAAAAAAAUGUUGAAAAAUUUUCUAAUUUUACUCGUAACUUUCGCUAUCGUAUUUUCGGCACCGGUUGCUGAUGGAACUGAACCGCCCGUUUUGAGGAAAAAGAGCUCUAUGGAUAUGUUGGCUCCGCCGUUGGAGCUGGACGCAUCGUGCCACGUCAUCAGUUGUUACCGUAACAUGUUAAACAUGUCGAAUAGUUGUGAAAAGGGCGAAUUUCUACACAGUUUCAAGAAAUGCGACAAGAAAUUCUUCCGAGAGGACACGUGUUGCAAGAAGAAAAAUUGAAUUUUUUUGUGAAAAUCUAUGAUUUUGUAAUAGCUUAAGAGACUUUAAAUUUUUUAUUCGAUUUGCCAAAAUAUUGCUAAAAUUUUUUUUUUAAUUUUUUUUUUUUAAUAAAAUUUUUCCACAAUU